Galeopterus variegatus (Sunda flying lemur) is the source of this 845-nucleotide messenger RNA. RefSeq names its product AhpC/TSA antioxidant enzyme domain containing 1 (gene PRXL2C). The record is from RefSeq and is a predicted model, not a curated record. Lineage: Eukaryota; Metazoa; Chordata; Mammalia; Dermoptera; Cynocephalidae. The coding region runs from base 1 to 594 and encodes 197 amino acids. The transcript has 6 exons.
AUGUCGCCCCCGCGUGCCCUGCCCCCUCGGCUCACGCACUCGGCCCUGAACAGCUUCGACUGGACACUUGGCAUAGUUAGAGGAUCCUCAAAUCCAGAUACAAGACAUUUCCUGUGUUACACCUGCAAGGAGUACGUGGAAGACCUGGCCAGGGUCCCCAGCAGCUUCCUACAGGAAGCAAAUGUCUCCCUUAUAGUGAUUGGACAGUCAUCCUACCAUCAUAUUGAGCCUUUCUGCAAACUGACUGGGUAUUCUCAUGAAAUCUAUGUGGAUCCAGAGAGAGAAAUUUAUAAAAGAUUGGGAAUGAAAAGAGGUGAAGAAAUUGCCUCCUCAGGACAGAGCCCCCACGUAAAGUCAAACCUACUGUCAGGAAGCCUUCAGAGCCUGUGGCGGGCAGUGACUGGGCCUCUUUUUGAUUUUCAAGGAGACCCAGCCCAGCAAGGUGGAACCCUCAUCUUAGGUCCAGGUAACACCAUCCAUUUUAUACAUCGUGAUAGGAACAGGUUGGAUCACAAACCCAUAAACUCUGUUUUACAGCUUGUAGGAGUUCAGCACGUGAACUUUACAAGCAGACCUUCAGUUCUCCAUGUGUGACUCAAUAUGGAAUCUGUUGCUUGCAAGUGGACCCUUAUGAAUGUGACCUGAAAUGUGGGGGUGUAAUAUUCUGGUGCAGUGUCUAACUUGCUGGCUCUUCCCAGCCUUUGAGGGCUUAUGAAAACAUAAAGAGACCAUGUACCAGUUGAAUUGCAUGCUGAGAGGCAUCAGUUGUCAAUAUGAUAUAUAUUUUUAAUUUCAUAGCUUUUAAAGUUCUAUAAAAUAACAAAUACACAAAAUAAAACUUUAAU